Messenger RNA from Oncorhynchus masou masou (cherry salmon), 1761 nucleotides. RefSeq names its product scavenger receptor cysteine-rich domain-containing group B protein-like. Gene Ontology annotation, molecular function: serine-type endopeptidase activity. Bases 1 to 1761 code for a protein of 586 amino acids. The record is from RefSeq and is a predicted model, not a curated record. Gene Ontology annotation, biological process: zymogen activation. Gene Ontology annotation, cellular component: plasma membrane. The transcript has 11 exons. NCBI's taxonomy places the organism in Eukaryota, Metazoa, Chordata, Actinopteri, Salmoniformes, Salmonidae.
AUGCGAUGCCAGCGUGUAAAGGAGUGUGUGUGCAGGCCGUGUGGAGGCUGGAAGUUGGCUGUCUGGCUGCUGGCAUCUCUGCUAGGGUCCCUGCUACUGGUGGCUGUUGGAGUGAUACUGCAGAUCGGAGAUUUGACCGAAAUCAGCAGAAGAGCCAUGCCUGCCAAUGGGACCACGACGACGACCUCCAUGAAGACAACGCAUUCCCAAGUGCGUCUGGUGAACGGGCGUGACCGGUGUGAGGGGCGUGUGGAAGUGUGGCACAACGGAACGUGGGGUACGGUGUGUGAUGACGACUGGGACAUGGUAGAUGCCAAUGUGGUGUGUCGGCAGCUGGUCUGCGGUCUGGCUGUGGCGGUGGGUAGCAUCUCAGAGUACGGCCAGGGCUUGGGGCCCAUCAUGCUGGACAACGUAGACUGUAAAGGAGGGGAGACCGACCUGGGACAGUGUGGCAGUCUGGGCUGGAGAAUCCAUAACUGUUACCACUACGAGGAUGUAUCGGUCACAUGCAAAGUUCCAUCAGUGGUGGCGUCACGGAGCCUCGGUGCGUCCACCACUUCAUCUCGGAGAAACUCAGCUUUAAGAGAUGGUAGGAUCCGCUUAGUUGGUGGACUGGACUACUGCCAGGGACGAGUGGAGGUCUUCUACCAGGGCAGCUGGGGGACGGUGUGUGAUGACGACUGGGGUAGGAGAGACGCAGGGGUGGUGUGUCAGCAGAUUGGCUGUGGCCACGCCGUUUCCUCCACCACCAACGCCUACUUUGGUUACGGCACAGGACUGAUUCUACUGGACAACGUCAACUGUAAUGGUUACGAGAACCAGCUGAGUAAAUGCUACAGCCUGGGAUGGGGGAUACACAACUGUGGACAUCAUGAGGACGCUGGGGUUAUCUGUUCAGGUUCAGGCUCCACCACAGUUUCUCCCAAGAACACAAUGCCCAUGGGAAGGGGAUUCUUCCAGACUGCCAGCAUUGCAGUGACCGACCGAACAGAACCAGUCAAGACCACUACUACAACUACCGUGACAAAGACAAUGGUUGCUAUGACAAACAAAGAGCGUCCCAUCCUCCGCGUGGUGAACGGUAAUAGCAGCUGCGAGGGUCGCGUGGAAGUGUUCCAUGAUAACCUCUGGGGCACGGUGUGUGACGACGACUGGCAGCUGCCCAAUGCCCAGGUGGUGUGCAGGCAGCUGGGUUGUGGUCCCGCUAUCGCCGCCAAGAUCCUGGCCUUCUUCGGCUACGGCUCGGGUCCCAUCUUGCUGGACAACGUGGACUGUACGGGCAGUGAAAUGAAACUGGAGAAUUGUUUCAACCUGGGCUGGGGACAGCACAACUGUGGACACCAUGAAGACGCUGGAGUUAUCUGUGCACCCUUUCAGCCUGUUCGAGCUGGAAGAGACUUCACCGUGACAGAAGCAACGCACACCACUAAACCACCAAGUGACGGCAUGGUGAGGGUGGUAGGCGGGCAGCACCGCUGCGAGGGUCGGGUGGAGAUGUUCUCGGGGGCGAAAUGGGGUACGGUGUGUGACGACGCCUGGGACAUGCCAGAUGCCCAGGUGGUGUGUCGCCAGCUGGGCUGCGGGGAGGCUGCUGCGGCUCGCGGGGAGGCCUACUUCGGGCCCGGCAACGGCACCAUCCUCCUGGACAACCUGAAGUGCAGCGGCUCCGAGGUCUCGCUCCAGCAGUGCUCCCACAUACCCUGGGAUGUACACAACUGUGACCAUUCUGAAGACGCUGGCGUCACGUGCUCACUGUCGUGA